GAUGUGGCCGUUCUACGUGGUCAGUCCGCACUGUGUAACGAUUAUGCGAAAUCACCUCCUGUAAACGGGAUUCAACACAGCGGUGUGCAUCGUGUUGAUCCAGCACCGGUCUGUGAUGAUGUACCAGUCGAGAACGAUUCAGUGUGGGAACGGUAUAAGCGUCAAUCACUAUCUGAGGACAAUAAAUGCGAUAAUUUCCACCAACUCUACCAUCACUGUCCACCAAUGGUCAAAAAUUGUGACCCGGACACCGGCAAACCGUAUAAUGAGCGAGCGAUCAAUUAA
This is a messenger RNA of Anisakis simplex (herring worm), 285 nucleotides long. The record is from the annotation of a GenBank genome assembly. Lineage: Eukaryota; Metazoa; Nematoda; Chromadorea; Rhabditida; Anisakidae.